AUUCAUGUCAACUCUCAAACAUGGUAUAAAACGACAUGCCCUGAUUUUCACAAUCAGUCUCAACCAUGGCUACUAUCUACAACUGUAUUGGUUGCAAUGGCAUUGUAUCACAGCGUAUGCACGCUAUCAGCUGCGACGGUUGUGAGAGAUGGCAUCACAGAAAAUGCAAAACUGGUAAAUAUAUUAGAUUUUCACAAGGUCUUGAAGUACAGAUUCUUUUAAACAAAACGUCCGUUUACGCGACGCCGCCGCUUCCGUAUAAUUAAAGUAAUAUAUUUGCUUUUCUAAUAUAUAUGAUUGUUUAUUCAUAAGUGUUUUCUUUUUUUCCAGGUGCCACUACUGGUAUUACGGCCGACCAGUACAAACAAAUGAAAAAGGGUACGCUAGAAUUAGAAUGGAAGUGCGCUGGUUGUACAGAGCAGGAAAUGCAGGUCGACGCCGAUCUCAGCAUCCCACCUGUCCGCAGCAGAUCAACAUCCCCAGUCCGUGAACUGCUCAAUGUCGAUCUCAGCAUCCCACCUGUCCGCAGCAGAUCAACAUCCCCAGUCCGUGAACUGCUCAAUGCUACUUACGUAAUUCGAGACAGCGCAGACUCUUCCAUGCCGGAGAUGGAUCUACAAAGCAGCUUCAUCGAAGACAGGUCCUUCGAUGUCAGCGGCAGAUCCUUCAGUCAACCGGCACCACAUCUGGAUGAAUCCUUAAGAGAUCGCUCCCUUGACGAUUCAAUUCCAGAUGACGCCCCAGUUACCUUCAACGUAGUGGAAGGUGGUACCAAACGCGGGGGACAGAAACUGGUCAGUAGUGAUGGUUAUACAUACACACGAAGGAAUGUUAAAGAGGGCCGCGUAUACUGGACCUGCAGCAUACGCAACAAAAACUUCAAGUGUAUGGCAAGUGUGAAACAGUACGGAGACUUGUUCACACCCAGUCUGAAUGGACACCAGCAUCCGGCUGAGCCUGGCGUUCUGAAGAAGGUGAAAAUAGCAGCGAAGGUGAAGCAAGUUGCCCGGGAAAAUGUUUUCCGUCCUGCCGGUGAAAUUGUGGAGACCGUGAUGAAGGAUCUGAUUUCGGCAGAAGAAUUCGCUCUACCGAAACCAGAUCUUCUUAUCAGGGCCGCCAAUCUUCAUCGGCAGAAUCUCCGACCAACGGACCCAACUACGCUGGACUUCGUGAUCAAUACCAAUUUCAUCGGGCCAGACUUCGUUGCAGACGACAUCCGGGUAGACGACCAGAGGCACAUACUUCUUGCCACAACACCUCAGCUACAGCAGCUUAAACAGGCCAGGCGGUGGUUCUUGGAUGGCACCUUCAAACUGGUAAAACGCCCGUUUUACCAGUUAAUGUCUGUCCACGCGUUCGUCCGAAAGGGUGAAGAUGCCAAACAAGUACCACUCGUCUACGUACUGAUGUCACGGAGAACAAAGCAGGAUUAUAUUGCGGUGCUGACCAGUCUACGUAGUAUGCUGGAACGCCCGCAGGUUGAAUGGUUCAUGCUGGACUUUGAAGCUGCUGCCUGGCAGGCAUUAAGGGAAGUUUUUCCGGGGUGUGUUCUGAAGGGAUGUGUGUUCCAUUGGAGUCAGCGGGUUUACCGUAAAAUCCAGUCCGAGGGUCUUACCACUGCCUACCUGGAAAAAGAAGAUAAGUACAGGUUCUUACGGAAACUGCUGAGUCUGCCAUACCUCCCUUCAGAGCAAAUUCCAGCGGCUUUCCACCAGUUGAAGCAGCAAGCUGUAGAAGUCGGCGGCCCAAUCCUGCACGUGACGCAGUAUGUCCAGGGUACGUGGAUAGAAGGAAGUAUGUGGCAGCCGAACCACUGGAGUGUGUUCAGGGAGACGGUCAGGACAAACAACGACGUUGAAGUGGAGGAACUAAAGGAUUUAAAGAUGGCCGACUACGGGCCUACGUGUCUCACUGGGCGCAAAUUUUGCGCAAUUUUAUGUUAUUUAGUGAUAUUUGGUGCAUUAUUUUGCACGCAAUGUACAGGGCUAGACACAGAGACAAAACAGAAUGAAGAAGAACAAUCGUUACCGACUGUGUUCUUCGCAAUUCUAGUUAGAAAUAAAGCUCAUACUCUGCCCUGGUUUUUCGGUCAUUUAGAAAAAUUAAAUUAUCCAAAGGACAAGAUUGCGUUAUGGAUCAGGAGUGACCAUAACAUAGACAAUUCAACAGCUAUUGUACAGAAAUGGAUACAGUCUACAGAACACCUUUACAACUCAGUGGAAUUUGUUUUUGAUGAUAAACCUGCCGGAUAUGAUGGGGAGAUCGGCACAGGUCAUUGGACAUUGGGAAGAUUUAAUCAUGUGAUAAAGCUUAGAGAAAAGGCCAUUAAAACUGCAAGAAACAUGUGGGCAGAUUAUUUACUGAUGAUUGAUGCAGACGUAAUGGUGGAAAAUCCAAAUACUUUGAAACUUCUGAUUGACCCGAAAAAGACUAUGAUUGCACCAAUGAUGAAUGCAUCUGUAGGAGAGACUUAUUCUAACUUCUGGGGUGGUAUGGACGAGGAAGGGUAUUAUAAGAGAAUUCCCGAAUACUUCGAUAUAGUUGAGAGAGAAACUCAAGGUUUAUUUGUCGUGCCAAUGAUACAUACAAUAUUUUUGCUUGACCUGCGACAUAAACAGUCAGAGAAGUUGUCAUAUAUAGCCCCACCGGGAUAUAAAAUGCCUGAAGAUGACAUCAUAAUAUUUGCCCUAUCAGCAAAAGAGGCAGGUGUGCCAAUGUAUGUGUUAAAUACGGAAUAUUUUGGGCAUGUGAUGGUACCACUGGAUGAGCACCACUCACUGUAUAUAGAGGAGGAGCAGUUUACCUACAUGAGAAUAGAAACAUUAGAUUAUGCAAAUCCAGAAAUGGGACCUGGAGUGGAUUAUAUAGUUGAAGGAAGAGGCCUUAUACCAUCGCCCUACCUAGAUGUUCCGGUGAAAGAUAAAGACAGCCUUGGUUUCGAUAAGGUGUACAUGAUCAAUCUUGACCGUCGGUCAGAGCGUAGGAAAAGAAUGUUGUAUGUGUUUGAUGUACUGGGGAUAGAAGCAGAACUCAUACCUGCUGUUGAUGGAAAGAAAAUUAAUGCAUCAUAUUUAAAAAGCUUGGAUAUAAAUAUCCUACCAGGAUUUUCUGAUCCAGUGAAAGGCAGGCCUAUGACUAUGGGAGAGAUAGGUUGUUUCUUGAGCCAUUACUUUAUUUGGAAGGAUAUGGUAGAGAAAGGAUACUCUGAGGUUGUAGUGUUUGAAGAUGACCUGAGGUUCGAGCCUUACUUUAGAACCAAGUUGACUAAUAUCAUGAGACAAGUUGCGAUGAAAGUUCCAAACUGGGACUUGAUAUAUCUGGGACGUAAAAGAUUGAACAGGAAAGAUGAAUAUUACCUGGAAGGGACAGAAUCCCUGGUAUGGCCGAGUUACUCGUAUUGGACCUUGAGUUAUCUCCUCUCAAGCAGGGGAGCUAAGAAGCUUCUGGCACAAAAACCACUUCAGAAACUACUACCAGUGGAUGAAUAUCUACCUGUAAUGUUUAACAAGCAUCCUGAAGAAUCAUGGAAAGAGCCAUUCUAUCCCCGUGAUAUGAUUGCCCUGUCCGCAGAACCAUUGUUGAUCUACCCCACCCACUACUUGGGUGAGGCACACUAUAUAUCAGACACAGAAUGGUCAGAACUUAUUACGGAAAAAACUAACCACAACAGUGCUGAAGAACCCCAAAGCUCACCAAAUACGGAAAAUAUAGGAAAUCACCAUAAAGGAGACCAGUUUAGUCCUUCAUCUGCCAGACAACAGGAUGAGUUGUGACCCCUGUCCUUCUCUAUUGUUUUGUUAGUUUUUUAUGUAAAACACGUCUGUAUUUGUGAAAAAUUUAUUUUUGCUAAGUUUCACAUUAUUUUCCCAAUUACAAAUGUCAUAUGUGGGUGAAAUUUUAUUUCCUUUAGGUGUCUGAAUUAAUUUUUUAUUUAGAAAAUAAACUGUUCUUUGUUGAAUAGGAAAAGGCAUACAUUUCUAAAAGAUAUGAUCUUGACAGGUUUGCCAAUACACAUGUAUGAAAGUCCAACUCCAAGCAAAAUUUGUGGAUUUUUUUUUAAAGUUUGUUUACAAAAAAAAUAAUUAAAAAAUGGAAAUAAUGUUUCUGUACAUCUUGCAAAAUGAAAGUUUCAUGAAAUAAAACUAUUUUGCUUUAAUUUGGGUACCUCUAGUCAUUAUACUUUACGUUAUUUAUAUAUAUAUAUACAUUAUCUCCUAUUCAGUUGUCUCCCCUUACAGUAAAAGAGACCGUUGCCAUCACAGAUUUUGAUAAAAUGUUUUUGUUUUUCAUUUGAUGUUGGAUUUUAAUGAUUGAAAUAGUUUUGUGCAUAUUCAGAGAUUUAAUGCAGGUGAUAUAACGAAAAAAUAAUAUCAAAAUUUUGAUUUCUUUUUAACAGUCGUGUGAUAUACAUAAUCAAAAUUGAUAUUUGUGAUGACAGCGAAUAUUGAAGGUAGUGCCAUGGGAGGUAAUCCCUGCUGAGUGUUUGAUAUUUUUAUGAUCUUGUAAUGUUUGUUUAUUUUGACCAUGCAAUAUUUGUUUGCUUAAAAGGAGAGAAGUGUAUUCAAUGAAUUUAUCUGCAUAUGACAGUUUUCUAUGAAGCAAUAGUUUUACCAUUAACUUACUCUUUGCAUAAUAUAUGUUUUUUUUGCAUGUCUUUCUUAAUCAUUUUUUGAUAUUUUUUAAUUUUAUGUAUAAAUAAUUGUAUAAAACAGGUUUGUAGGUUAGAUGUAGUAUAAAUAGAGAAUGUAGAAUACUGUAAAAUCAUUUAAUUUCGUGGGCAUUAAAUUUCGUGGUUUUGGUCAAAACGGCAGUUUCAUGGGGAUAUAAAUUCGUGGAUUUCAACUUUUGAACAUAAAAUGAAUGGGAAGUUUACUUGUUCGUUGGGAUUAAAUUUCGUGGAUUGACUCAACCACGAAAUCCACGAAAAUUAGUCCCCCACGAAUAUUAAUGAUUUCACAGUACGUUUAGAAAAAAAAAAUUGAUAGUUUUUAUAGGGUUUUCAGGUACAGUAAUAUUGUACUUUCAAAGAUUUUACCAACACUUCAUUGUAAAAAACAUACGCUUUCCUGAUUACAAAACUCAUGUGUCACUUUAAAAUUCUGUCGCCAUUUAAUAGUUACAAUGGACAGUGGCAAAGAAAGGUAUUUAUUUCAUUGCUGACUUUUUCCUCAUUCAAAUGCUUUUCAGCGAUACUCAAUAAAUGAAAACUGAGGUCUUUAUAUGUAAAGGAUAAAGGUCCUUUUUUUCAAAGGACUUUCCACCAGUAGCUCACACAUGGGCCAUAUUUCUUUGACUGACCAGAAGAUUCUGCACAUAUUCGAAGUCAAAGGAGUGGUAAAGAGUAAUGUUCUGGAAUGUUUAGAACAUGUGUGGACUGUUCCAAUGAUACUUGGUGUAGACAGAACAGUCCUACAUUGGAAAGCAGGUUUUGGUUCCUACCCACUAAUGAUAAGUCAAUAGAGCUGGGUACCAGAGCAGAACAUUGUACUAUUCGAAGAUUAGUCAACAUUUUUCAACAUUUUUUGGAACCUUUCCGAGUAGUGAAUAGGAAGAGUAGUGAAUAGGAAUUUGGCGAAGUUUAAAAAUAGUUUCAUUUGAGGUAGUUAUGAUUAUCUAGUUGUUAUUAGAUCUAUUCAUACACACACACAAGUGCCUAAAUUGAUGUCUGGAGGGACACCUGGGUUCCUCCAUCAUUUGUGUUGGAAAAUUGCUAACAUUUUGAAAGGAUAUUUGAACAAUAAUUCCUUGCCCUGUAACGUAGUAGAUGUGACAGCUGUGUAAUUACAAUGUAUAUCUAACAUUCUGCUGAAACUUUUUAUUGAUUUUAUAGUGAAAUCUGUCGCUUGAAUCUGAUCCCUUUAGAUAUUGACAGUGCUGACAAAAACGUAUUGAUUUUGUUUGGUUUAGAACACAGACCACUAUAAAGACCAUUAGGCAAUUUUUCAGCUUUUGAUAUUGGAGGAAAACCUGGCAUUGUUUCAUCACAAACAGGUACCAGGGUUGAACCACGGGCCUUCUGUAAGCCAACUAAAUGGCUUCUACUCCUGAAAAAUUCUACACCCAAUAUUGUAUUGUUACAUGGAAUAUAGUUUGUUUCACAUUAAUAUUUUUGUUAAAGUUAACAUAUUGUGUAAUACAGCAAGUAUAGUUUAGUUAUGAAACGACAUAUCUGCUAAGUUAAAUUCUUUGAUAUGUGGUGAUCCUAGUGAUUAAGGUUGCUACCUUAAAACCACUUUGCACCUCACUUAUGUAUGUUCAAAACCUUGCUUGGGAUAUUGAAUUGUUCAUGUGAGGAGGCCAUCCUUUGAUAUCUGGAAAGUCGGUGAUUCUGACAAGGUCUUCAUCUGCCAUCAGAAGCCGAAAAAGUUGUUAUAUGACCAAGAUUGUGUUUUUAUAAUGUGUUCAAAUCAUUUAAGCAAAAUGUUGAUGAAUGGCUUUUCAUUUCAUAUCAUAAUUUCUCUUUUUGUGAGAAACAGCAAUUUAUAUAUAAUAUCUAAAAUGUGUUAAUUUCUGCAUGCAUCAGUAGAUUAAUGAAUGUUAUUAUAAAAUGUGCUUUUUUAGCUUUUUGCAACUUUACCUUUUGUGCAUCCCUAUGUUCUCAUUAUUUAAGGGUGUGGCAAUCUCAAGUAUUAUGAUGAAGGGAGAAGUGACGUGGUUUUAAAGGUAUCAGCUGCUCAACUCGCGUCUUCUCACAUGACGCCAGUACUGGUUUUUCCAGGAAGCGGUCUCGAGUGUGGUUCAAAUAAGCUGGAUGCUUGCAUCAGUUGAGCUAGAAGAAAUUAGUAUAAACUUAACUAAGUAUUAUCAUAUUUUGUAUACUCAAUACUUUGUAAUGUUUUUCAAUGUUAUUUGUUCAGAAAUCCAUUAUAUUAUUUUGCUCAUAUUUUGAUAUUUUGGCAAGUAUAGUGGCAGAUUUUUGUAGUUUCUUAUUUAAGACAUUUAUUGUACUUUUUGAUAAUGACUUAGUAAUCAGAUAUAUUGAACUAUUUUAUACAAAAAAAAAAUAAUCCGGUGUUUUUUUCAUGGUGUGCUUAUGCCUGGUUAAGAUGCAGUACAUGCAUAAAUAGAUUCUGUGAAGUCAUUUUGUGGAUGUAAAAUAUAGUGUUUUUUUUUUUGCCAAAACUGAUAUUUCAUAAGGUGCUUAGAUUCAUGUAUGUAGGAAUUUUCUGUGUUCACUGUAUUUUACUUUCCUGUAUUGACAUAACUGUGAAAUCCAUGAACAUUUACCAACAACUAGAAAUAUUAGAUUUGAUAGUAAUCUUUUUUUCUUGAGAAUUGAUAAAACAGCAAGAUUAUUAUUGCUUAGUAAACUAUAGAAGUUUUGCUGAUGCAAUAUUGUACAUGAUAUUACUGGUUAUCUAAAGGUCCUUAACAGGUCCUUAACAUUGUUAGCAAUUCAUUUUUAUCUGUUCUCACUAUGACCUAUAUUAUCAUGACUAAAUUAAAUCAAAUCAAAAUAGAUCAAAAUGAUCUCAGAGUGCCAAAUUCUCACCGUCCCUUUUAUAUAAUCUCAUACCCUAACCUAGCUUCCUCAGAAUGUCUGCCAGAAGUCUUCAUAGCUUGAGCCAUGAAAAUAUUCUCACAGAAUUGUUACUAUUACAGUUAUGCCAUAAUAAAUGUUUCAGUUUGUAAGUAGACUUUUGGUGAGGAUGGAUCAAGAAUGUGGACCCAUAAUGGCGCAUGGCAGCAUACGCGUAUUAGGUGGGCUUGAUCCCUACAACACUGUGCUAUCUAGGUAAUGUGAUCUGUACACUGAAAUACGCCAUGAUAUUACAAUAGGCAUGGCCCGCAGGUGUACAAAAUUGAUGCGUGUGCAACUAGCCCGACUGAAACAAAUACAAAUUGGGCGAUAUUGGGGUAAUACAAUGCAAUCAAACUACCUUAACCAUGUUAACAUUCUUUGAACAUGAAAUAUAGCUGAAGUUCCACAUGACUGACUUUUAAAAAAUGGAGAAUUCCGAAGUCACAUAUUGAGAAUACAGAAUAUCGCGGGCUUAGCGCAAAACGGUUGUAACUUAUAUGAAAUAAAGAAGGAGUUACAACCGUUUUGCGCUAAGCCCGCGAUAUGCCCAUUGUCAUUAUGGAUGCACUACCUUAAUUUAAAAAAAAUUGAAAAGUUCUGUUGCUGUGGUUGCCUGGAUAGACACAUUUUUCAGCAUAGAAUAAAAUCGACAAAAAGCUGUACUGACAGACUUAAUAUUUUAUUUUGAAAGCAGAUAUCUUGGGCAUUUCUUGCUGGCCAAAAUUUGUUGACUGUAUCAACAGUUGUAUUAACAGUUUUAAUGCUAAAACUGGAAAUAUAAAGUUCUAUUUUUGCCAUGAUAGCUUGGUUGCAAUAAGCAUAUUCUAGUUAUUCUUAUCGCCUCAUUGCUGUUUUUGUGCCAUACAUCGAUAGUUUAGUCUCCAUGUUAUAUUCUUGUUGUUUUUUUCUGAAUUACCUACCUUAAUAUACAAAAUGUAAAAUAUUACGUGACUCCUUUUAUAAGUCACCAGUCAAUAGUUUGACAGUCAAUCUGUCUGACCAAGCUGUUCAGUAAGUGUGUAAUAAUGUAUCUUUCAUGAAGGGGUUUUGGGGUUUGAUAUUUUGUUAGAUAUUUAUCUUGUUACAUAUGUUACUUCAUCUAAAUAAAAAAAAACAUUCUAACAUGGCUCGAUUUGAUUUCCAUUUAAACAAAGAAGAAAAUCAGGCUCUGUAUAUUCUGCGAUAAACAACGGUUGACGUGCGGACCAGUAAGAGAUCAUUAUGAUGUCAAUUAUGACGUCAAAUUGCCACAUUACGUCCGAGACAUUACUCCUCGCGUAAAUGAAGUCCAGUAUAAUAUUUUCUAAAAUAUAUCAAUGAGCAUGUCAGAAUGAAAACAGUCAAGGCCUUCUUGUGAUUGUUCGUCUAAUUUACCAUGGUUCAUCGCUCAGGUGGUUCAGUAUUUAACCACUCGGGCUAACGCCCUUGUGGUUCAAUUCUUACGCAUCUAAACUCUGAACCGUGGUAAAUCAGACGAUAAACAACGCGAAGACCUUGAUUAUUUGUUAAAUGAUCACUGAAUACUAGAAAUUUGAUGCACAUUUUUGUAGCUAUAAAAAGCAUUUGAGCCGUGCCAUGGGAAAACCAACAUAGUGGGUGUGCGACCAGCAUGGAUCCAGACCAGCCUGCGCAUCCGCGCAGUCUGGUCAGAAUCCAUGCUGUUCGCUAACAGUUUCUCCAAUUCCAAUAGGCUUUAAAAGCGAACAGCAUGGAGCCUGACCAGACUGCGUGGAUGCGCAGGCUGGUCUGGAUCCAUGCUGGUUGCACACCCACUAUGUUGGUUUUCCCAUGGCACGGCUCAUUUAUAUCUUUAAAUAAUUCAGAGUGAAUUACAACUUUUUUACAUGAAACUUCAUAUCAUUAUUUCAGUGGUCAUAUCGGGUUUUAUUAUUUUUAUUUUCAUAUAUGCCAAGGGCAAUAUGAAGUUUUGUUGACCUUUGAAGAUAAUAUUAACCUUGACCAUAGUUUUUUUGUACUUCAAUAUUGGUCAACAAAGCUACUUACUGGCUUUAAAAUAAGCUCACAUUUUUUUUUUAUAUAGUUUUUUGGUAUUAUGUCCCUUUUUAUGUUGUGAACAGCAAGUUAGUCAAGGUCAUUUGUAAGUUUCAAUGUUUUUUUGUGGACAUGAACAUGCUAUGCUCUCGUCCAAUCAAAUGAAAAUGUGUCAGCAGAUUUGAUAACAUUUUAAUUAAUACUGGUGCUUUCAGAAUUUUUUUACUUUGUGACAUUUUCUAGAUGUUUUUGCGUAGGUAAGCAUCUGAUAAAAUGAGGCAUUACAUUAGAUUUGGAGAUAUUUGCUUCAGAUAUCUCUGUGACAUUAUCUGGAUGCUUUUGCAUAGGCAUUUGGUAAACUGAGGCAUUACAUUUGUGUAUUUGGAGGUAUUUGCUUCAAGUAUAUAUGUAGUAACACUCGCAACAUCUUUUUGCAUGUUAUAUUUUCAAUAAAAGUAACAUUAUACAUGUA
Messenger RNA from Mercenaria mercenaria, 9986 nucleotides. RefSeq lists its product as uncharacterized. The coding region runs from base 369 to 3773 and encodes 1134 amino acids. Gene Ontology annotation, molecular function: procollagen galactosyltransferase activity. NCBI's taxonomy places the organism in Eukaryota, Metazoa, Mollusca, Bivalvia, Venerida, Veneridae. The transcript is spliced from 21 exons. The record is from RefSeq and is a predicted model, not a curated record.